Penicillium vulpinum is the source of this 1782-nucleotide messenger RNA. RefSeq names its product CocE/NonD family hydrolase. Bases 1 to 1782 code for a protein of 593 amino acids. The transcript has 3 exons. NCBI's taxonomy places the organism in Eukaryota, Fungi, Ascomycota, Eurotiomycetes, Eurotiales, Aspergillaceae. The record is from RefSeq and is a predicted model, not a curated record. Gene Ontology annotation, molecular function: dipeptidyl-peptidase activity.
AUGCCAAAUCCCAUUAAGGACAUCGCCCGCGUGGACACAACCUCAUUCCCAUACAUUGUCGAGGAGAACGUUAGUAUCCUUCUUGCGAACGACGCUGGCAUUAUUCGUUGCAAUGUGUACCGCCCCAAAGAUGUCCCCAACGCACCCGUUUUGGUGACCUAUGGUCCCUAUGGCAAAGAUCUUCACUACAAAAACUUCGCCAUCAACUCCUACAAUGAAGUAAACCCCGAACAUCAUUCUGAUCACUCUGCGUGGGAGACUCCAGACCCUGGAUUUUGGACUAAGCAUGGCUAUGCUGUUGUUCGCGCCGACGAGCGGGGCUUGGGCCAGUCUCCUGGUAUCUUGGACACGAUGUCUCGUGGCACCAGCGAGGCCUUUGUGGAUGUGGUUGAAUGGGCCGCACAACAGCCUUGGUCCAACGGAAAGCUUGGCCUUCUUGGUAUUAGCUACUAUGCUGGUAGCCAGUGGCGUGUCGCCGCACGCCAGCCCAAGGGAUUGGCUUGUAUCAUUCCCUGGGAGGGAAUGUCCGAUUACUAUCGUGAUCGUUGCCGCCACGGCGGUAUCCUGUCGAACGCCUUUAUCAAGUUCUGGUGGGAUCGCCAGGUUGUUUCGAACCAAUACGGUCUUGCUGGACGCGCGGCACGCAACUGGGGUCCUGAUACCAUCGAAGGUGACCUCUCAGAGGAAGAACUGGUCGCCAACCGGAACGAUCAGAAUAUUGACAAUCUGAAGAACCGAUUCCGCGACGAUCCUUAUUAUUCUUCCAAAGAGUAUAGCAUGGAGGAUAUCAAAGUUCCUCUGCUUAGCGUGGCUAACUGGGGUGGUAUCCUGCUGCACCUGCGCGGCAAUGUGAUGGGUUAUAUGAAUGCCGGAUCAGACUUGAAAUAUCUUCGUUUCAUUACUGGCCGCCAUGACUUGCCUUUCUACUACAAGGAGGAAGUUGAGGUUCAAAAGAGCUUCUUAGAUGCCUUUCUGAAGGAAGAAGACAAGGCUGGCUGGAGCACAGGUGCAGCACCCAAGGUUGAUGUCUUGUUAAGAAAGGGCAAUCUCGGCUUUAACAACGCUGAGGCAGAGAAGACCUAUGGUCGACGUGUUGAGAACGAGUGGCCUAUUGCCCGGACUCAGUACACCAAAUUCUUCUUGACUCCCUCUCAGCAGCUGGAAAUCAAGACACCGGAGCCGGAAUCCAAGCUGGCUAAGCUUAACUAUCGUGCGCUGGGAACUCUCGAUAAACCAUCCCUCCUGCAAUUUUCUACCCCCGCCUUCGAGCAGGAAACUGAGGUCACAGGUCACAUCACAGCUCACUUGAACGUUUCCGUUACUCCAGACAAGGGAGGACCUUUGCCUUCUGAUAUUGAUCUCUUCUUGACUCUGCGAUACAUCUCCCCCUCGGGAGAGGAAGUUUUUUAUACCGGAACUGCGGGUGAUCCCGUGCCUUUGACCAAGGGGUGGCUCCGUGUUAGCAUGCGGAAGAUCAACGACCAGCACUUGAGACACAAUGAGCAUAUCCCCUACAGAGACUACUUCUCGAGCGAUGUCUUGCCCGUCAUGCCUGGGGAGGUUUAUCCCGUUGAUGUGGAGAUCUGGCCUACGAACAUCGUGAUUGAGAAGGGCGGCAAGCUGAUCCUGGAGGUCGCGUCCGGUGACACACAAGGCUCAGGCAUCUUUCAGCAUAAUGAUCCGACUGACCGUGCCACCGAGAAAUUACAAGGAACUAACCACAUUCACUUCGGGUCAUCCUACGAGAACUUUGUUACCUUACCGAUCAUUCCCGAUGCGUAA